Oldenlandia corymbosa var. corymbosa is the source of this 1359-nucleotide messenger RNA. The record is from the annotation of a GenBank genome assembly. Lineage: Eukaryota; Viridiplantae; Streptophyta; Magnoliopsida; Gentianales; Rubiaceae.
AUGCUACCGAAACCAAUACAAUUGGCGGACCUGGUGACGAAAUCGGCCGACGAUGCCAUCACUUUCCGACAAGAAUGUUUAGAAAUCAAAGCCAAGACGGAGGAACUCGCCAACUUGCUCCGUCAGGCGGAUCACGCCAGUAUUAACGCUUUUUACGAUCGUCCAACCCGGCGGAUCAUCUACGGGACGGAACAAGUUUUGGACGAAACUCUAAUCCUGAUUCUCAGAUGCAAGGCCAGAGGCCUGAAACGCGUAUUCAACAUUCAUAACUACUCUCAACCUAGAAGACUCUCCCGACAGCUUCAGGAUUCCAUAGGUGACGUGUCGCGGCUCCUCCGGUUACCGGUUCCGGCCCACGGCCCUGGCAAUGCGUUCUUCAUCGGGCUGCCUCCGAUCAUCAUAAAAGAACCAACCCUCUGCCUGGUUUGGGAACAAAUUGCCAUCAUCAACUCAGGUUCGGUUGAGGAACGAGCCGAAGCUGUCGGUUUGUUGGUUUCCAUAGCGCGAGAAAACGACUGGUUCGGGAAUCUGAUCAGGAAGGAAGGUGGGAUCCCGCCGUUGUUGAAGGCGGCCGAGGAAGGAAGCUUGGAAGGUCAGGAAAAUGCUGCGAGGGCGAUUGGUUACUUAGGAAGGGACCCUGAAAUCGCGAAACAGAUGUUGGAAGCCGGGGUUUCUUUGGUGUUUGCGAAAAUCCUGAAAGAAAGUCGCAUGGAAGUUCAGGUUAUGGUGGCCUGGGCCAUCUCGGAAUUGGCUGCUAAUUAUCCUGAUUGUCAAGAUCAUUUUGCCCAGAGUAACAUUAUUUCUUUGCUGGUGAGUCAUCUCACUUUUGAGACAAUUCAGGAGCACGGCGAAAUGUCGGUCCGCGCCAAUCGAGAAGAAGAAAUGCAAAAUCAAGUGCACAACGUGGCGACCGACGCCGUAGACCUCAAAUCAGGCCCAGAAACAGGUCUGAGCACAGAAGGGAGGGAUUUUCAAGAUCCGAUUAUAAAAGCACAGAUGAAGGAAAUGGCUGCCAAGGCACUUAGGUACCUUUGCAAAGGAAACGUGACAAUCUGUCGAAGCAUUACGGAAUCUAGCGCGCUGUCAUGCUUUGUAGUCCUGUUAGAAAAGUCCAAUGACAAAAUCCAGCACCAUUCAGUCAGGGCAUUGAUGGAAAUCACGGCAGUUGCCGAAGACAACCUUGAACUCCGACAAUCCGCCUUCAGCACUACUUCCCCGGUGGUCGAGCUGCUAUCGAACAGUUCAUCCGAAUCAUCGGGAAGAAGGUCUGACCCUCCUGAUUCCCAGCAUCAGGUCGAUUGGAAACCUGGCGAAGACUUUUCGGGUGACAGAAACACGGAUCAUCAGGCCGCUGGUUAA